Messenger RNA from Fusarium venenatum, 975 nucleotides. RefSeq lists its product as uncharacterized. The record is from RefSeq and is a predicted model, not a curated record. NCBI's taxonomy places the organism in Eukaryota, Fungi, Ascomycota, Sordariomycetes, Hypocreales, Nectriaceae.
AUGGCUGGUCAUUGGGCCCCUCGACAACGCUCCAAUCGAGCACCCAUCGUCGCCUUUGUCCUCUUCGUCAUCUUUCUCUAUUGGUUCCGCGACAGCCUCCUACCGUCAAAUACACCGGCGCGCAAGCAUAGAAAUGAUUAUCCGACGUUGAACCUCGGCGAUGACGAUGUUGAGUUGGUGGUGGCUAGCAUGAAGCAUGAGAAUGUUUCUUGGCUCGAAGAAUACCUCCCUGAAUGGAAGAAGAAUAUUUACGUGGUCGACGACAACAGGGCCAAGCUGACUGUACCCAUGAAUAAGGGCCGUGAGGCCAUGGUCUUUCUGACCUACAUCAUUGACCGAUACGACUCCCUGCCCGGUAACAUUGUCUUCCACCACGCCGAGCGCUUCCAAUGGCACAACGACAACCCCGACUACGAUGCUCUUCCCCUCCUCCAGAACUUCCGCUUCGACAACCUGAAGAAGGUCGGCUACGCCAACUUGCGAUGUGUAUGGAUUCUUGGCUGUCCCGCAGAGAUCAGACCCAUUAAGGAUGAGUCCCCUGGCAAGGAGGGCGAGCCCAUACACGCACGUCACGUUUACAAGGCUGCUUUCCAGGAGCUGUUCCCCAGUCUUGAAGUUCCUGAGGAAGUCGGCGUUACCUGCUGCUCGCAGUUUGCCGUUCGUCGCGAAACUAUUCAUCUUCGUCCCCGCGCCGAGUAUGUGCGAUUCCGCGAGUGGUUGAUUGUAUCUGCCUUGGGAGAUGCCCUCAGUGGUAGAGUUCUCGAAUAUUCUUGGCACAUCAUGUUUGGCAAAGAAGCCGUCCAUUGUCCAAGCGCCGCCGAGUGUUACUGCCAGAACUAUGGCAUGUGCGAUCUCAAGUGUGAGGCAGACAAAUGUGAAGGUCAAUACACACUUCCUCCCUUCUCGACCCUUCCCAAAGGCUGGCCUCAGCUCGGUUGGAAGGGAGAAAACCGGGGCUGGGAGGGCCAGCUUUGA